GAUGGUGCCCACCUUCACCCUCUGCCUGCUGGGCAGCUCCGCUCUGCUCCUCAGCACCGCGCCCGGGGCUCCAGCUGCCCUGUGCCCGUUCCCACGUGUCCGGUACGGGACGGUGUCCCCUCGUCGCUAUUCCUACAGGACAUGGGACACGGUGACCUUCUCCUGCAGCCCGGGCUACGCUCUGCGAGGCUCCCGCAGCAGCACCUGCGGAGCGGGCUCCAGGUGGAACCCCCCUCCUCCAGAGUGCAGGAAAG
This is a messenger RNA of Cyanistes caeruleus (blue tit), 254 nucleotides long. The record is from RefSeq and is a predicted model, not a curated record. NCBI's taxonomy places the organism in Eukaryota, Metazoa, Chordata, Aves, Passeriformes, Paridae.